AUAUGUACGAUGGCCCGACGUGGUGGCGGUCUUGGCAACUAGCUUAACUUUUCAAACGCACACCGCUAAUAUAAUCACAGAGGUGUGAUGCCUUGGAAGAAUCGUUUGUCGUGUUUCGCAGUGAUGGUAAUUCUGACGCUCUUUAAACUCUGUAAUGGACAAGCUGUUGAGGCCGAUACGCGGACGCCUGUUCAGGGCAGCCAUCAUCUCAGUAGUGUGGUGUCUGGUUUUAAACUUGAACCUGCGGCCCAAGCAAGACCCGGUUCACUCACCUUCAAAUUUGACCAACAGGAUCACCUGAAUUCGACUAACGUACUGCAGAAUGUUUUGACCGCAAAACUGAAGCGACUGGAUCCAUCAGUGGAAUGCAGCAGCAGUCAAAUGACUCUGACAGUCAAACGCAUUGGAACUCCACAUUUUCUGGUGGAUAAUGGUGAGGUACCUCUUACUCCUUUGUCUCAGAUGCCCUCCACAUGUGGUUUCUCUAUGAAGAGGUACCGCAGAGAUGUACAGUAUGCUGCAAACUAUCAGGGCUGCAAUGUUAACAAGCAAGAUGAUGAUUAUGUCCUGCCACUGCAUUUAUGGGGUACACCGAUGACCAUGUCUUGUCCUGCAACAUUGCCAUCGCCCUCUAUUUUCUGCUUUCCAUCUCACAUGGUGGUUAAGCUUGGUGGUGUUGCAGCAAAGGAUCUCAAAGUAAAGAUGUCUGGUAUGUGGCAGCCCCUGUCAAUGACAUGCAGCAGUUGUGGACUGACUUUUGAAGAGUUUUCUGGAGAACUGGCACUUUCUGCACCCUACAAUGGAGGCCCAUGUGUAGAGGUUGAGGAUGAGGAGCAUGUAAUUUCCCUUCGGUGGGGAGAUUUUGAGCUCUCAGCAGCAUGCCCUCCGGUAUCCAACACUGACCCUAUAAUGGGAACAAGUCCACCACCUAGUGACAAUAAUCAAGCCCUGCAGCAUCCUCAGUACUCCUAUUUUCCUAUGUUUUCACAAUUCCUAGAGCCCCAGACCUCAGAAAGUCCAGCUCCUGUGGCACCACUGCCACAUCCACAGCUCCCCUUUGUUGCUGCAGAUGCAGCAGAAAACCAAGAAGUACCUGCAGCUCAGCAUCCUUCAUUUCCAUUCAUGCCACAAUUUCCUCAGUUUUUUGUGUUUCCCAGAUCUGAUUUACCAAAACAGCCUUCUGCAAAUCAGAAUACCGCUCCUCAACAGGUCCAGUUACCUCAGGUGUCACAGUCUCCUCAGUAUCAAGUCCCUUUUUUUCCACAAUUCCCCAUGGUACCUGCAAUGUUCCCAAACCCAGCUCCUCCUACUACCAUCACAGAGGCUUUGGUAACCACACCAUCACCACCUACAGGAAAGGAGAAGCCUCAAGUUCCCAUACAGCCACAGUUUCCAGUGCCUCAAUAUCCCUUUCUGCAAUUCCAUAAACACCCAUCUUCCCCAGGGGAAAAAAGCAAAGUUAUUGCAGAUCCCAAAUCUGUAAUCCAACAGUCCACACCACAAUACUUGAAUCCUCAAACCUUCCAAAUCCCUGUGUUGUAUCCUCCCCUUAAUUAUCUGUCUUCAAGACAAAGUUCUCAUAUGCAAGCACCUGCUCCCACCUCAGCAAUAAGUCCAGCCCCCACUGAGAAGCCUGCGUCUUAUCAACCACACCCUUUUAUGCCAGUAUAUCUGUUCCCUAAACAAGCUCCUAUGCCUGUAUUUCUCAAUCCUCCAGGCAUGGAGCCUUCAAACCCAGCUUCAUCUGAUCAGCAUGAACAUCAGCCUAUCUACCAAGCUGUGCCGCCAUUCUAUUCUUUCCUUCCUAAUCAGAGGCAAAUGGCGCUUGAAAGAAGUUGAUGACUAUACUGUUUAAGGGGCCCAAGAGCAUCACAGGUUGUGGAGAUGUCACGAAUUCCUGCUGAAUAAGACUAUCUCCAACAUGUGUUUGGAACAGGAAUUUGAAAUGUAAAUAACAGGGGAAUAAAGAGAGAAGGCAGUUGCAAAAAAUA
This is a messenger RNA of Melanotaenia boesemani (Boeseman's rainbowfish), 1991 nucleotides long. RefSeq names its product leucine-rich repeat extensin-like protein 1. The transcript is spliced from 6 exons. The record is from RefSeq and is a predicted model, not a curated record. The coding region runs from base 88 to 1839 and encodes 583 amino acids. NCBI's taxonomy places the organism in Eukaryota, Metazoa, Chordata, Actinopteri, Atheriniformes, Melanotaeniidae.